AUGGCAGAGGUGGCACCCUAUGGUGGUUUGCUUACGAAAACCAUAGAAGAUGAAAAGACUAGAGUACAAAAGCUUAAGGAACAAGCUAUUGAAAUCACGGUCAACAACAGUGUUGAAGUCUUACGUCCUAACGUCAUUCAUGCCAGAGGUGUGGAUAGCUUAUCCACGAAAAACAUUACACUGUUUGUUGAUUAUUAUAUCAACUAUAUAGAAGUGAAGGAUGAGAACGGCGAGGUUUCAUAUGAAGAGAUUGAGUUUGAAAAUGGGAUCCCCUUCAAGGUUCAAUGGAUUAACGAUUCAGAAGUUAACCUUGUAUUUCAAACUCAUGAACAAGCAUACCAUGCACUUGAAAAAUUAUCUAUAACCCUGUCAAAUCCCAAUAUCAUUCAAGAUCAACAACACCUUGAUGCUGAACAAACCCUCAAGAACCCAGAAUUGGUGGCUCAGAUGGUGCAAGAACGUGAAUCUAAACCAUAUAAUUCAACUAUAGCAUUCCAGAAGUCUCAAGAUUUGGGUAGUAGAUUGGGUCAAAAAGUAGUUGAAGAGGCACAGCCGUUAUCAGAAACUCCAGAAGUUGCUGACGUCCCUGUUGUAAUGGAUGAAGAUCAGUCGUCCGUAGUUUUAUACUUGAGGUUUGCUUUUGAGUCUGACAAGAAAGUUUCUAAUGCUGCUAUGUUUUCAAGAUACUACUUGCUCCACGGCGAACCGGACAGAAGACACUACGGAAGAAUCAACAGAGGUGGUAGACGUAAUAAUAAUAACUACCGUGAAAGAGAGCCUCGGGAAGUUAGAAAGGAGGUAGAGGAGCCAGAGGAAGAUUUGUUUGCAUCUAAGCUAGGAAGCGUUGAGCAGGAAUUAGAUGCAGUUAUUAACAGCGCAGACAACGAACCUGUUUCUGAGGAUCGUCGCCAUAGAGCAUAUGGCGGUGGUCGUGGCAGGGGCCGUGGUGGUAAUCGUGGAGGACGUGAAAGAAGAAAAAGUAGUAGCAAUAACCGUCGUGGUGAUCAAGGUGAUGAUCUUUUUGCUCAUAAAUUAAGAGAUAGAUCUCCAGAAAGAAGAUGA
Lizanozyma spartinae is the source of this 1062-nucleotide messenger RNA. RefSeq lists its product as uncharacterized. NCBI's taxonomy places the organism in Eukaryota, Fungi, Ascomycota, Pichiomycetes, Serinales, Debaryomycetaceae. Gene Ontology annotation, molecular function: RNA 7-methylguanosine cap binding; mRNA binding. The record is from RefSeq and is a predicted model, not a curated record. The coding region runs from base 1 to 1062 and encodes 353 amino acids. The transcript has a single exon. Gene Ontology annotation, cellular component: nucleus; cytosol.